AUGGCAAGUAGAGAGACAACAGUGAAGAAUGCAGAAAAGUUGGUGGAAAGAACCAUGAAAGGAAACGACGCGUCACAUGAUGCAGCUCAUGUAUGGAGAGUAAGAGACCUUGCCCUAUCUCUUGCUCAAGAAGAAGGCCUCUCUUCUGAUUCAAUGGAAAUAGUAGAGCUUGCUGCACUUCUUCAUGAUAUUGGUGACUACAAAUACUUAAGAGAUCCAUCCGAGGAGAAAAUUGUUGAGAAUUUUCUCGAGGAAGAGGGUGUGGAUGAAGUGAAAAGGAUGAAAAUCUUAGCAAUCACUAAGGGGAUGGGUUUUAAGGAGGAACUCGCAGGGCAUGCAAAUGGUGGGUUCUCUCCUGAAUUUGGGGUAGUGCAGGAUGCUGAUCGGCUUGAUGCAAUUGGUGCAGUUGGUAUCGCUCGAUGCUUUACUUUUGGUGGAAGUAGGAACAGGGUGCUUCAUGACCCAGCAAUUUACCCACGUUCAGAUUUGUCCAAGGAACAGUAUAUGAAGAAAGAAGAGCAGACAACUGUGAACCACUUUCACGAGAAACUUCUCAAGCUGAAGGAUUUGAUGAAAACAAAGGCUGGGCAGAGGAGGGCUGAGAGAAGACACAAGUUCAUGGAGGAAUUUUUGAAAGAGUUCUAUGAAGAAUGGGAUGGGCGAGCUUGA
Molecule: messenger RNA, 669 nt
Organism: Dovyalis caffra
Lineage: Eukaryota; Viridiplantae; Streptophyta; Magnoliopsida; Malpighiales; Salicaceae
Source: the annotation of a GenBank genome assembly